This is a messenger RNA of Colletotrichum lupini, 1053 nucleotides long. RefSeq lists its product as uncharacterized. Lineage: Eukaryota; Fungi; Ascomycota; Sordariomycetes; Glomerellales; Glomerellaceae. The record is from RefSeq and is a predicted model, not a curated record. The transcript has 10 exons. The coding region runs from base 1 to 1053 and encodes 350 amino acids.
AUGAGCCUAGAUUCAGUUUCUGGCUCCAGCUCCUUUGGUCUCUUCCAGAUGCAGUGCCCAGCCUAUAUGGCCAGUUAUGUUGGCUUCACGCAAAAUCCGGAGUCAAAGGCUGGGCGAGCGUUCAUUGGCCCUCAAAGAAGCCGGGCAAGCCAUGUCUGCAUGGGAAGGGAGAGCUUGCCAACCCAAUGGAUGACCCGUGAGGGCGACAUUUUGAGGAAACAUAGCCCAACCAAUGGACCACAGAUCUCGGAAUGCGGCCGCCAAGCGACAUCACUAGUUAUGAUCUUUGGUGGUCUUUUGUUGGUUACUGAUGAUCUGAAGGCAGUAGGAAGACCUCGGGGAGAAGAAGAAGAAGAAGAAGAAGAGCUUCUGGCAACAGUUAUUGAGUUCCCAAGAACGGAAGACGUGAAUAACAUCGUCCGUCACAAGAAUGGAGCUCAAGCCCCGAAUCGGCUCGAGUUCGGCCUGGUGCCCAUGUCCAGGCAGCAACCAAAGCCGAAGUCAGCAAAACGGGGGUGCAUCCCUGUCGUGAUUAUGAAAGGGAAGCCGGAGCCGGAGCCGAAGCGGAGGGUCCCUCAUCAGUUGAAUCAGGUGAUGGCGGCCAGGUCCACGGCCCGGGGAGGGGGAAGGGAGGGGAGGGGAGGGGAACCCCUAACCAACUUCCUUAUUGAGGAGCCAAUGACGAGUGUAGGGCUGAAGGAAUUGGGUAAACUAUGUAUACAGAUAAUGUCUAGGGACUAUUCGCAAGUCCUGGGUUACCAUCGAACAUGCCGUAAUGCCAAGCCACGGCGCUAUGCAAGCAUUGUCACUAGAAACCCCGUCGUCUCUUAUGCCGGAGUUGAGACGGGAGACAACUUGAUUUUACCGUUUGAUCUGAAUCUUGGCGGUGGCUCGAGUAGAGCUCCCUUUUGUAUUGGCGCGACUUUCAGAGCUCAGAGAGAAGAUGAAGAAGAAGGGCUGGCGAAGUUAUGCAAUGAAGUCAUGAACCCAGCAGCUGAAAGAAACCCCAAGAGUCCGUGGGUUGCUGAGGACCUUCAAGAGAUGGUGGCCUAG